This is a messenger RNA of Monoraphidium neglectum, 456 nucleotides long. RefSeq lists its product as hypothetical. NCBI's taxonomy places the organism in Eukaryota, Viridiplantae, Chlorophyta, Chlorophyceae, Sphaeropleales, Selenastraceae. The annotation marks the transcript as partial. The transcript has a single exon. The record is from RefSeq and is a predicted model, not a curated record.
AUGCGUCCCCUGGCAAGGCUGCCGCGGCGCGCCGCAUGCACCUACAGCCCUGCCGCCGCCGCCGCCGCCGCCCCGGCCGCCCACCUCGCCUUGUGGCCCACUGCCAGCAGCAGCGACGCCGCCGGCGACGCGGCAGCCGCAUCCGCCUUGUCGGCCGCGGCGCCGGGCGCCGCGUUCCUGCAGCAGGUGCGCGCGUGCGGCGGCGACGAUGACGCGCUGGCGCGGCUCGCGGCCUCGGUCGCGCGGCGGCCACCGGACGAGCAGCGCCAGCUGGUGUCGGACCUCGCCGCUGUCCUUGACUCCACUGAAGAGGCCAGCGCCAGCGGCGGCGGCGGCGGCGGCGGCGGCUCGCCAGCCGCAGCGGUGUCUGGGCCAUUGCUGAGCCAGGCGCUGUGGGUCGCGAGCCGCGCGGCGCGCGCGUGUCCGGAGGGCGCGAGGCGGCGGCUCUUUGAUGGG